GCGGCGCGCCGUGAGUCACCGGAAUCUAGGUGGGGCCCCGGCGCCCCGAGCCGCGUCCUCCGGGAGCCGCCUCCCCGCGGCCUCUUCCCUUUUGUCGCGCUGCCUGCGCUCGCGGGCCACUCUCCGCCGGCGACCGAGCCCCGCGCGCUCCUCUCCUCCGCGCCGCCACCGUCGAGAUGCUGCGCUGCGGCCUGGCCUGCGAGCGCUGCAGGUGGAUUCUGCCCCUGCUGCUGCUCAGCGCCAUCGCCUUCGACAUCAUCGCGCUGGCCGGCCGCGGCUGGCUGCAGUCGAGCGAACACAUCCAGACGUCCUCCCUGUGGUGGCGAUGCUUCCACGAGGGCGGCGGCAGCGGGUCCUACGAGGAUGGCUGCCAGAGCCUCAUGGAGUACGCGUGGGGACGGGCAGCCGCUGCCAUGCUCUUCUGUGGCUUUAUCAUCCUGGUGAUCUGUUUCAUCCUCUCCUUCUUUGCCCUCUGUGGACCCCAGAUGCUUGUCUUUCUGAGAGUGAUUGGAGGCCUCCUGGCCCUGGCUGCUGUCUUCCAGAUCAUCUCCUUGGUAAUUUACCCCGUGAAGUACACCCAGACCUUCGACCUUCAUGCCAACCCUGCCAUCACUUACAUCUAUAAUUGGGCCUAUGGUUUUGGGUGGGCGGCCACGAUUAUCCUGAUCGGCUGUGCCUUCUUCUUCUGUUGCCUUCCCAACUAUGAAGAUGACCUUUUGGGCAAUGCUAAGCCCAGGUACUUCUACACAUCCGCCUAAGGUGGGGAGUGAGCAGAAGAAACUCGAUGCUGCCAAGAUGGAUCCCAGAGCAAGAAACUGUCUUCUUCAGCAUCCUUCGAACCCAUUUAGUGGGCAGUGUGCAUAUCAUUAAAUUAGUCAAUGCUAAAUAACUUGGGAGAAAAUAUUUCUUAAAUGGCGGUACAGUUUCAUAUUCACCUUUUAUGUAUGUUUGUAAACAAAACUUACUUCUUUUAAUUACCUGUAAUAUGCCCGUAUCUCCUUAUUUCUACCCAUACCAUUUAUACUGCAUUUGUAAAAGAAUAUGAAUAUGAAACGUAACCCCUUUAUACGGUAAAAAAUGAGAAGGCUUCAAAGAUUGGUGUGACCUGAUCAGGUUUCUGUUUUUCUCAGGUGGAAUGGACUGGGUCUAUUAAAAGCCAACGAGAAGAGAGCGGUAUUAGUAAAAAUUGUCAGUGACCAACUAUUCUACAAGAAAUACAAAAAAUAUAUAUUUUUCAAGCCUUCACCUAUUUAAAGAAGCAAAAUAGUUUCCUAAAUGCAUACCAUUUGUGAGAAUUUCUAUCAUGAUUUUUCUUUUUUUUUUUUUUUUUGCAAAACUUUGUGUUAACUUGAUAUGGCAUCUAGGAACGUUUUCUUUCAUAGCCAAAGCCUGCUGCCGUAGUCAGGCCUCCUUACGUAGUGAAAUGUUAAGACGAAAUUUUCUCUUUUGAAGUGGCUUGUAGGGUUGGGGUGUGGGAAAGUGCUGAAUUCAUAAAUCUGUACUCUUUUGUGUCUAUAUGUUCGGGAACACAGUAGAUCUGAUUGAAAGCUGGGCUGAGUCUAACUCAUCGCGGCUGACAGGUGUGAUUUGGUUGUUUAUUGAAGCAUCAGGAGGGCUAUUCCUAUCACAAAGUAGCAUGAAGACAGCGUCAGGAGAAGAAAUGGCUUGAAUUCUUCAUCUCAGGUUUGACUGGGCUCUAAUCAUAUAGACACAGCUUCUGAUAGAUGGCAAUUGUAAACAACACCUUAAAUGUAGUUACAAACCUGGUCUUCCUUGGAAAAGAGAUUUAAAAUAUCUGAUAUAGAACAUACAAUGGGAAAAAUCAGGGAUGUGAGGUUUCUCUGAAUGGCAAAUAUAUGAUAUAUCGCGUUGACUAUUAUUUUUUUUACCAUUUGUUCUUACAUAAUGAAAACCAAUUCAUUUUAUAUACCAAAUUAUUAUUUUGUAAGUUGCAGAAUAAACCAUUGCUGUUUUCAUUAUGAAUUUUCCCCAAUAAACCAGGUGUUCUAAUCUUG
This is a messenger RNA of Panthera uncia (snow leopard), 2015 nucleotides long. It is a transcript of the gene PERP, whose product is annotated as p53 apoptosis effector related to PMP22. Gene Ontology annotation, cellular component: membrane; cell-cell junction. NCBI's taxonomy places the organism in Eukaryota, Metazoa, Chordata, Mammalia, Carnivora, Felidae. The transcript has 3 exons. Gene Ontology annotation, biological process: cell-cell adhesion. The coding region runs from base 177 to 758 and encodes 193 amino acids. The record is from RefSeq and is a predicted model, not a curated record.